UCAAAUUCGAAUAAUCAUCGAAAACCAGUCGCACGGACGAUUUGGAUAAAAGCAAAUCUGGAUAUUAGGAAUUUGUUGAUAUUAGCGAUCUCAACCAUCUGAACAAAUCUGUGGUCAACAAUUUGAACCCAAACAACAUGAUUGUGAAAGUAGCGUGAGCGCGAGAGUAGAUAGGAGUUCGGUUUGUGUCACAAAUUACUGUCAGCUAACGUUUAUCCGUGAUCUAUAGCAUUGCUACCAAAUUGCCACCAAUUGCCACAGCUACUGCUGUGCAGACGACUGUUGGAAAAAGUCGGUUGUGGGAGGGGGUUGUAUGAAUAGUUGUGGUCUUGUGAUGACUUAAAUUGAAUCGAAAAAUUGGUAACGAUGAACGUCUUCUCUGCAUUAAAACUAUACGUAACUAAGAUGACCGAAGAAAGCGGUCCUGGUAUGAAAGUUCUUUUGAUGGAUAAGCAAACGACGAGCAUUGUCAGUAUUGUUUACAGCAAGUCUGAAAUACUUCAAAAAGAAGUUUACUUAUUCGAACGAAUAGACAGCGGAUCUCAGACAGAAGGAAUAAAACAUUUAAAAUGUAUUGUCUUCCUGAGGCCAACUGCAGAAAAUAUUACUCUGCUAUGUCGUGAGCUUCGAUAUCCAAAGUACGGAGUUUAUUACAUCUAUUUUAGUAACAUCAUUGCAAAGGCUGAUAUAAAGACCUUGGCUGAAAGUGAUGAGCAAGAAGUAGUGAGAGAGGUUCAUGAAUUUUAUGCUGAUUACUUGGCACUGAAUCCACAUUUGUUUUCUUUUGGAAUAAACAUUUGCUCACGAGAUUUGCGAUGGAUUUCAACUCAGUUGCAGCGUACAGCUCAGGGUAUAAUAUCUGUCCUGUUAGCACUCAGAAAAUGCCCAUAUAUUAGAUAUCAGAACAGUUCCGAAAUGUCUAAGAUCCUUGCAGAGAAGAUUAGAGAAACAUUCAGUAAAGAGUCAAACUUAUUUGACUUUAGACAAGAACUUAAUCCAUUGUUGUUAAUUGUUGAUAGACGGGAUGACCCGGUUACACCGUUACUGAAUCAGUGGACCUAUCAGGCUAUGGUUCACGAAUUAUUAACCAUUAAUAAUAAUAGGGUAGAUUUGUCACAUGUGAAGGGGAUAUCCAAAGAAUUAGCCGAGGUCGUUCUUAGUGCAGAGCAUGACGAAUUUUAUGCAAAGAACUUAUACCUAAAUUUCGGUGAAAUUGGGCAAACGAUAAAAGCACUGAUGGAUGAUUUUCAAAAAAAAGCAAAGAAGAAUCAAAAACUGGACAGUAUAGCAGAUAUAAAAAACUUUGUUGAAAUGUAUCCGCAAUUCAAAAAGAUAUCAGGCACUGUUUCAAAACACGUUACAGUAGUCGGAGAACUUUCUUCCCUUGUGGGGAAACAUAAUUUACUUGAGGUGUCAGAACUGGAGCAAGAACUCAGCUGUCAAAGUGAACACUCUACACAGUUACAAAAAAUAAAAAAGCUCAUCAACGAUCCAAAAGUAAGGGAUGUAGAUGUUACGCGACUGGUUAUGCUGUAUGCUCUUCAUUAUGAAAAGCACACUAACAAUGACAUUACUGGCUUGUUAGAUAUGUUGAAAAAGAGAGGUGUUCCAGAGACACAGACCAAGUUGGUCUAUAACAUAUUGGAAUACAGCGGAGUCCAUGCUAGGCAAAGUAAUUUAUUCGAUCAUGAAGGAGUUUCUAAAAUCACAAAAAAACUAUUCAAGGGACUAAGCGGCGUGGAUAAUAUAUAUACGCAACACAAACCCCUUUUGGUUGAAACAUUGGAAGAUUUACUAAGAGGAAGAUUAAGCACUCAAACAUUCCCCUACCUCGGAAACAUGGUCAUGUCAAAAAGGCCUCAAGAAAUCAUAAUAUUCAUCGUAGGUGGUGCAACCUACGAAGAGAGUCUUGCUGUGUACAAUUUGAACAAACAGAAUCCAGGAACGAAAAUUAUUUUAGGUGGAACGACAAUUCACAAUUUUGAAUCUUUCACAGAGGAAGUACAAAGUGCUACAAAUAGUAUAACAAGAAGGUACAGAAACAGGAACAACUAAGUAAGAAUCAACCACUACUAUAAUCUAAAUAUUUAUUUCUGAUACUUUUCGCCGUCGUUAUAUUUGCGUUAGAGAAAAUGUAUCUUGAAUUUCCAAUACAUACUAGUUAACGAUGGUAA
Messenger RNA from Athalia rosae (coleseed sawfly), 2174 nucleotides. RefSeq names its product vacuolar protein sorting-associated protein 45 (gene Vps45). The record is from RefSeq and is a predicted model, not a curated record. Lineage: Eukaryota; Metazoa; Arthropoda; Insecta; Hymenoptera; Athaliidae. Gene Ontology annotation, biological process: intracellular protein transport; vesicle-mediated transport. The coding region runs from base 367 to 2055 and encodes 562 amino acids. Gene Ontology annotation, cellular component: Golgi membrane. The transcript is spliced from 8 exons.